Messenger RNA from Harpia harpyja (harpy eagle), 3457 nucleotides. RefSeq names its product adipogenesis associated Mth938 domain containing (gene AAMDC). Gene Ontology annotation, biological process: positive regulation of fat cell differentiation. Bases 1516 to 1884 code for a protein of 122 amino acids. The transcript is spliced from 4 exons. NCBI's taxonomy places the organism in Eukaryota, Metazoa, Chordata, Aves, Accipitriformes, Accipitridae. Gene Ontology annotation, cellular component: cytoplasm. The record is from RefSeq and is a predicted model, not a curated record.
UAUGAAACAUUCUUUCCUUCUGCAGUCUCUCCAUAAAAUAUUCUCUGGUGCACUGCUCUCGUUCACCUCUUUUAUUCUAUUUGUUGCUGGUGGGUGCUACUCUGAAACAACAUUUACCUUCACAGAAGGCAGGUGUGCUGGCAAUUUUAAAAUCCACCUGCUUGCCCGACUGCGCUUCAGUCUCAAGUUUCUUCCGUUUCGUUCUCAGCUGUUUUUUUCUUCUGCCAUCAUUAGCCACUGCUUCCUUUCUUUCUUUCAGUAUAGUCUCCUUGCAUUAACUUGUAUUUUGCCUCCUUCUAAGCUCUUCUGCUUCCUUUACUUCCUAUGUUUUUAAACUCUUACAACUUUGCUUAUAGAUUCCUGAACCGUUUCUCCUCCAUGUCUCUUUGCGUUUGGACUACUGCAAUUUACAGAAAUUGCUAUUUUAGGUUAUACAUGUGAGUCUUAUAGUUCAUGGUCUCUUUUGGUCUUAAGUGGUACUGUGUAUUUUGGUGCUGUACAUUUGUCACAGUAGAUAAUAAAAAAAAACAACUAAUUUGCUGGGAAAUAUUUUCCUACUCCUUGCUGAUUGGUGAUUGGACCAUGCCCUGCGUCAAGAAUGUACAAAGUUCCUGUUAAAAAGUUCAUUCUUACUCCAAUUUAAGAUACUCUUAUUAGUUAAAUGACCUGACCUUACUGAUAUUCUCUGGCAGUAUUAUGGGAAAUCAUUUUAGAUGAAAAAUUUUUAUUUAUGGCUUUUAAGUUUUAUUUCUUCGUUUCUGUUAUUUACAUAUUUUUGUGCUGUUUGGAAAAGAUAGUACGGAACCCUUGCUCGCCCAUUUGCAGUUUGUGCCUGUUUGAUCGCACAGUCCCAGCCUUGUAAUACCAUUUAGAUUGGGGAGUCUGAUAUUCCUAAUCAUUUUAUUGUUCGUUCACCUCUGUCUACCCUCCAGGUCUAAUUCUGCCAUUUCCUCUCAAAACUAGCACAGGCAAAAGUUAUUUUCAUUCUUCAGAGCCAGGUUCUGGGGGUUUUUUUCAGCCUUUACGCUUUGGUUGAUGGGUGAUUCAUUCUGUUAGGACUAUUGUGGGUUAUUUCUUCUGCUAUAAUCUCCCUUCAAGCAGUUUUUUGGAAAAACAGUCUUACACACCUUCGUUUGAAUCCAUUGCGUUGCAGAUGUGUAGUGAGAGAAUCUAGAAUAUAUGAAUCCAAGCGAGUUUCACUCCCCCAUAGCUGCUUGCCUGGCUUCCUGUUUGGCAGGGCACAUGUGCCACUAACUUCACAAAGGAGCAAGAAAAAAAAGAAUCGCCCCGCUAUUCUGUGGAAGAAGCACCUCUGGCAGACUCAGUCCUGUGCUGAGUCCAAAGUAACGCAGUUUUUACUUCAUGUGAUGUUUGAAGCGGGAUGCUGAGGUCUGCUUCUGGCAAUCUGAGAAGAGCAUGGCCUGUCUAGCUGAACUGUGGUUUGCUGUAGCACGUGCAAGACUGGAAGGGAGGCUUCCAGGAGGACUGGCAGCCUGACUUUGGUUCAACUUUGUGAUGUCUUCCCCUGAAAUUGCUUCCCUUUCUUGGGGUCAGAUGAAGGUGAAAGGCUGCUCUACAACAUAUAAGGACUGCAAAGUGUGGCCGGGAGGAAGCCGAACCUGGGAUUGGAGAGAAACUGGGACUAAUCAUUCUCCAGGAGUGCAACCAGCUGACCUUGAAGAAGUUGUCAAGAAGGGUGUUAAAACUAUGGUGAUUGGUCGUGGCAUGAGUGAGGCUUUGCAGGUUCCGCCAUCCACCGUGGACUAUCUGAAGAAAAACGGGAUUGAUGUGUUGGUCUUGCAAACAGAGAAGGCUGUGGAAGAGUACAAUGCGCUGGCUGCUCGGGGUGUCAAAGUGGGGGGAGUCUUCCAUUCAACCUGCUGAAGCGUUACAGCUCACUCCGCCUUUCUUGACCGCAGCCAAAUCACGGACACACCUUUCCGCUGAAUCAGAUUACAGUCAACAGUGUGGACUUAUGUGCCAAGGCAUUUGUGUGUUAACAAUUGAAAAUGCAAGGACAGUUUAUUAGUUCAGGAUUUAAACAAAUUGAGUGCUCACAAAAGGGGUCUGUUAAUGAAAUCAUUUAAUUAUAGAACCAUUUCCAUACAUUCUUAAGAUUGACCUAAACUUCCUCUGAAGACUGUCCAUGUUCUGGUUACUUAAAUUUUCACCUGUUGGCUAAAUUAAGAUACUAGGUUUUGAAUAGUUUUAUUAGGAAAUGGCCUGAAAUUACAUUAUUGGCUAUUGGAAUGCAGCCAUAAGAUAGCUGGUGAGUACAAUCAAGUGGGAGAUACAAAGCGGUGGUAAAGCAGCACUUUACCACCACUGUAUAAAUAAGUUAAAAUAAAUUAAAAAGCAAACCCAGAACAUACAACUUUGGCUCCUGCUGAUGAUGUCAGUCAGGAUAUUGGCUAUGCAGAUCUGUUUGUGAUAAUUCAAGAACAUCACAUAAUUUACCACUUUUAAAUUUUACGUUGAACCUGGAAAAAGGGAAAAAAAAUGUCUACAGGGAAUAAACAUAAAUUCUGGGUCUUGAAGAAUUUUCCUAUUAAUUGUGAAUUGGGAGGAUUGAGUGGUGCAAGAUGUAUCCAUUCAAAAGUCUCUCUGUGCUUAAAAUCAUCCGAAAGAUUUGUCACAAGAGUAGAUUUUGCAACAUAAAAUGUUGAUCUUUAGGAAAUUAGUCUAAAUUGCUGCUAGCAAGUUCGGAACGGAUGUGGGAAUUCUCACUGGUCAUCAUUAUCUGGUGACCUAAACAUUGUGCCAACAAGCAUAUUAUUACACUGAAAAUUUAAAAAGUUCUCGUAGUUGCUGUUCUUGGUGGGCUUCUGUUAAUAUGACCAGUUACAAGUUACCUACUGUAGAUUUUUUUCCCACCAGGCUCAGUAAUUCUUGAUCCGUGCGUAUGAAGUCUGUGCGUAUUAAUGAAAGUACAAAGAUGACACUAUAAAAGCCCUGAGGCACUUGGAGCUAUCCAAGUAGUAGCAGAGAGGCUUAGAUCAGUAUGAGAACACGACGACUUUCCCAAGACCCAAGAAUAACCCUUCACAAAAUACUAUGUUCUUUUUCUGUUUAUUUGCUCUAGCAAUCAUUUAAAACCUUUGAUAAAAUACAAUGUGGUGUAAAAGCAAAGGGAAAGUGAGUACUUGAAAGUUUUAUCUUGCCAUCUCCUAAUUACGCUGAUAUUUUCUAUUAGUGUAGCUAUAUUUGAGGCAACAUCUUACCAAAACCAGCAAGAACUGCCUUUCCAGCUGCAUCUGUGCUCUCUGACACAACAGCCGGUAUAAUUCUCAUCAUAACUGCUGUGACAUUUUUCUGAAUAACUUGCAUGGUGUGAAGUAGAAGGUGAACCACUGACCCAGAAGACCGUAGUCAUCCCAAGGGAAUGCCAGUAGAACCAGUUCCUACCAAUCUGCAGAGUGUGAAGACUUUUUGCAUUAAAUGUCAUUAUCUUACAGCA